Culicoides brevitarsis is the source of this 1660-nucleotide messenger RNA. It is a transcript of the gene Caf1-55, whose product is annotated as chromatin assembly factor 1 p55 subunit. Gene Ontology annotation, molecular function: histone binding; nucleosome binding. The transcript is spliced from 4 exons. Gene Ontology annotation, cellular component: ESC/E(Z) complex; nucleus; NuRD complex. The record is from RefSeq and is a predicted model, not a curated record. Lineage: Eukaryota; Metazoa; Arthropoda; Insecta; Diptera; Ceratopogonidae. Gene Ontology annotation, biological process: regulation of DNA-templated transcription; chromatin remodeling. The coding region runs from base 135 to 1424 and encodes 429 amino acids.
CUUAUCGAACAGAGCUUGUGGCGUUGGUGAAUUGAAUUGAAAAGUAAAAGCCGAAAAUUGCUCAUUUUUAGAGAUAAAUUAGACAAAAGCUUUAGUUUCGCGCUCAGUGGAUUUUGAUAAAUUUUUCAAGCAAAAUGGGUGAUCGUGGUGAUGGAGCCGAGUCAUUCGAUGAUGCCGUCGAAGAACGAGUUAUCAACGAGGAAUACAAAAUCUGGAAGAAAAACACGCCGUUCCUCUACGACUUGGUAAUGACGCACGCCUUGGAAUGGCCUUCACUGACGGCACAAUGGUUGCCCGACGUAACGCGUCCCGAGGGCAAAGAUUACACCGUGCACCGGCUAAUUUUGGGCACGCACACGUCCGACGAGCAAAAUCACUUGUUAAUCGCCUCCGUGCAGCUGCCGAACGAGGAUGCGCAAUUCGAUGCGAGUCACUAUGACAUCGAAAAGGGCGAAUUUGGCGGUUUUGGUACCGUUUCCGGCAAAAUUGAGAUCGAAAUCAAGAUAAAUCACGAAGGUGAAGUGAAUCGCGCGCGUUAUAUGCCGCAAAAUCCUUGCGUUAUUGCGACAAAAACGCCCUCGAGCGACGUCCUGGUCUUCGAUUACACGAAACAUCCGAGCAAACCAGAGCCCAGCGGCGAAUGUCAUCCCGAUUUACGUUUGCGAGGACAUCAAAAGGAAGGUUAUGGUCUCUCAUGGAACCCAAACUUGAAUGGGUACUUGCUUUCGGCUUCGGAUGAUCACACAAUUUGCUUGUGGGACAUCAAUGCAACGCCCAAGGAUCAUCGCGUCAUUGAUGCCAAGAACAUUUUCACGGGGCACACUGCUGUUGUCGAGGACGUUGCGUGGCAUUUGUUGCACGAAAGUCUCUUCGGAUCCGUUGCUGACGAUCAAAAACUCAUGAUUUGGGAUACGCGAUGCAACAACACGAGCAAACCGUCGCACACAGUCGAUGCUCAUACUGCCGAAGUGAAUUGUCUCAGUUUCAAUCCGUAUUCGGAGUUUAUUCUCGCCACGGGAUCCGCCGACAAAACUGUCGCUUUGUGGGACUUGAGAAACCUCAAACUCAAGUUACAUUCCUUCGAGUCGCACAAAGACGAGAUCUUCCAAGUACAAUGGUCGCCGCAUAAUGAGACAAUUUUGGCAAGCAGUGGCACGGAUCGUCGAUUGCACGUGUGGGACUUGUCUAAAAUUGGCGAGGAACAAAGUGCGGAAGAUGCCGAAGAUGGACCGCCGGAGCUUUUGUUCAUUCACGGAGGACAUACAGCGAAAAUUUCCGAUUUCUCGUGGAAUCCUAAUGAGGCGUGGGUCAUUUGUUCAGUGUCGGAAGACAACAUUAUGCAAGUCUGGCAAAUGGCAGAAAACAUCUACAAUGAUGAUGAACCAGAUAUCGCAGCAGGAGAAGUUGAACCCGCAACCACCUAAGUUAUGCCCGUUCUCAAACUACUUUCAUGUUUUAAGAUUAAAUUUCACUUACUUACACUUAUAUUUAUAAUAAAAAAUCAACAAAAACAAUAAAAAUACACAAAAAAUUGUAAAUCUAAGCAAAAUUGUGUCGCAUUGUUGAUCGCAUUCUUGCAAUUUUUCAGUGUUGACACAUUUUCGGUUUUAAAAUGUUUAAAUUCUGUUUCGAAAAAAAAAAUAAACUACAUUUUUUAUUA